This is a messenger RNA of Colletotrichum higginsianum IMI 349063, 225 nucleotides long. RefSeq lists its product as uncharacterized. Bases 1 to 225 code for a protein of 74 amino acids. The record is from RefSeq and is a predicted model, not a curated record. The transcript is spliced from 2 exons. Lineage: Eukaryota; Fungi; Ascomycota; Sordariomycetes; Glomerellales; Glomerellaceae.
AUGUGGCUGUUCGAAAGCACCGUCCCCGAUCCCAACCUUAACAGCAGGUCGUCUCCAGCUUUCUGCAAGUCGUCGGAACCAGAUGGCGAGAGGCACGAACGGUUCGUCGACUGGGCCUACCUGGUCUCGCACAUCGCGCAGUGUGUCGAUUUUGCAUGCAAGCACACAUCCAACCCGUUCAGAAUCACUGCCGACUCAGAAGUGCAGGAAAAACGGUUCAAGUAA